AAGUUCGGUACUUGUUUACAAUCAGACGAGCAAGCGGUUGGCUAAAGUUGAAGAUAAGAUCUAAAUGCUCAUGAUUUAAAGCACGAAAACGUGUUGGAAAUAUUGACACAAACAUCAACAUCAACAAACUAACUUGAAUGAUUUGCCACAUUAUAAUUCUAUGCUAAGUGGUUGAAAUAUUGAACACGUAAAAGCUGUAAACCAGUUCAAGUUUGUUAAGGUUCAUACUAUCAAUGGCCAAGACAAUCACAGGCAGCGGUGGAGAUAAAAGAUGGUCUCUUGAUGGAACAACGGCCUAGUCACCGGAGGAACUCGUGGCAUAGGGUUUGAUCAUCUGCAACUACUUUUAUUUUCUGUUUUUUUCUGUUCUCGUGAUCAGGUUUUCGUUUCUGGUUUUUAUAUUGCCAAGGAGCUUGUGUUCUUUUCGCAUCGUUUUGUCAUAUUUUUAACGCGGAAUAUGGAUGAAAACCCGAAAAAAUAUUGGAUUUUUUUGGAUAAAAUUGGUGUUCGUUCUACCGGUUGCAACUGCUAAAACUCCAGCAAUUGAUGAAAUGAACACAAUGUUCCCAACUCCAGACGCGUUAAGCAGAGGUUGUGCGAGUUGACACAGAUGAUAAGGCGCCUCAAAAUUGAUACUCAUUAUGUUGGAAAUGUCUUCUGCUGUGGAAUCUGCAGUCUCCUGGCUUUUAGCUAUUGCAGCAUUGUUAACUCAGGAACUCAGAAGAUGGACUUAUGAGUGGUGGCCAAACCCAUGUAUUAUAUUCAUUACUCAUUUGACAUUUACAAUAUCUAUAUUCUAUAUAUAUAAAAACAAUAAAUCUUUAAAAAAAAAAUUCGUUAGGACUUUUGCAACAACAAAUCAGAAUUUUACCAUCGAAGGAGGAAGCUAAGGAAGAAUAUAUGAAAUUAUCUUGGAUACUAAUGGUGUGAGCCGGUGAGGUUAAAGAUAUUAGUUGUGAUGGGGAAGAGAUGAUUAAAUAUAUACUUAUCACCAUAUUCAGGUAAGUACUUGGCCGUUCACACAAUUAUGAUCGAUGAACUCUCAUGCUUUGGAUAUUUCUUUUUACUAUACACUUUGUAGAUAGAAACCUUAAUAGUCAAAUUAAGCUUUAUUUGAAACAUUAAGCUUGAACUGUGUAAAUCUCAAUUUUUCUUGUUCAAACUUCUUGUGCUUCUUGUCUCACUUCCCAUCAGAUAUCAUUUUCUAACAUCUUAAAGUUCUAAAGUUUUAGAUGAAGUAUAUAAUUAGCGUAGUCAAGAAAUCUCACGUAAAUUAUACAUAUGGUUCGGAAGAUGGAUUCUGUACAUGUUAUAUGCAAUAUCGUAUAGUUUAAAAUUAGGCAAAAAAAUAAGAUUUUUUUUAGUUAGCAAGAAGUGAGUUAGUUUCAAAUUCGAACUAAUCUUCAAAAAUUUGUAAUUGUUUUAAUUUCAACUGUUUUAGAAUUUUGAUUUUGUUAUCAAUUUUUCGCAGUCAAGACUUUUUUAAGGCUUAUAAUACAAUCAAAUUUAUUUUGUAGCAUCGAGCAGGGGUUUUCCAUGGCUUUUCUUAAUAAUGCUGAAGCUAGUUCCCAAUAAUAACAAGGGGGUCCUUAGAUUGAUUGCCACAAAUAGUAAAGUGUAUUAUUCCAUACACAAAACAGAAAUCUUGAUAUUCCACAGGAAAAUAUUCUGAUUUCUGGGCAACUUCACAGGAAAAAGGUAUAAUUAUGAUUUAAUAGGUUGAGCAAAUUAGUGUUAAAUGACGAGCCUAUACUGUGAUAGGAUGUUAAGUGACUAGUUAUCCUAGACCUUGAGAUAUUAGAGGUGUUGUGGCCCGCUGUAUGAAAUUUAUUAUUAGUUUCGCAGUCAUGGAGGGGCCUUGGUUACUAUUAGUUUGUCCAUUCAUGAUUGCUGCAAUUACAUAAGAUGGUGUUUGAGCCACAUAUAGUGACUUGAUAUUAUUUACUCUUAACAAACUAAACAGCAUAAAAGAUUAUUUUUCAAGUUUAAGUUAACUACAAUAACAUAUCUACAUUUGAGUUAUCUGUCAAACAAACAAGAACGGAAAGAACUUUAAAUGGCUGAAGCAAUUGUGUUGAUGGUAGUGGGAAGGCUCACUGAUUUAUUGACUGAAGAAGCUCAAUUUCUUAAUGUGGUGAGAGAUGAAAUUCAACAAGUGGUGACCGAGCUCAUGCGCAUGAAGGCAUUCUUAAGAGAUGCUGAUUCGAGAAUCAGUGAAGAGAGAGUUGGAAAUCUGCUUGCACAAGUACGUGAUCUUGUGUAUGAUGCUGAAGAUGUUGUUGAAACUUUUCUACUCAGUGCUAUGUCAAGUGAAAGGCGCAAAGUUCAAGGAGGAUUCAGAAACAAAGUUAAGAGAUCUGUUUGUUCUUUUGAUGAAUAUUUCUAUCAUCACAAGUUCAUUAAGGGGAUCAAACAGAUCCAGGAACGGAUACAGAACCUUUUCGGAUGCUUUAGUGAUUAUGAUAUUAAAUCAACACAAAAUGAAGGCCACGGGUCAUCGUCAAGUGAAUCAGAACCGGGGAGGCUAAAGCGAUUUCACACCUUUUCUGUUGUGGAGCCAAAACUGUUUGUUGGAUUCCAAGAGGAUGUUAAAAGCUUGGUGGCGCAUCUGGUCAAUGAAGGUGAUGAUUCCUACCCGGUGAUCUUCAUUGGUGGAAUGGGCGGACUGGGAAAGACCACUCUUGCUGAAAAAAUAUACAAUCAUAAAACCAUCAAGAAACACUUUCCGAGGUUAGCCUGGGUAUCUAUAUCACAGAAGUGGCAAGCGAAACAUGUGCUCAAGCGGAUUCUUAUUAGUCUUGUCCAUGAAAAGAAGGAGGAGAUCCUUCAGAUGGAAUAUGACAGGCUAGUUGAGAAUCUGCUACAAGUUCAGCAAACCAAAAAUUGUUUAGUAGUCCUUGAUGACAUAUGGUCAAGUGAUGCUUGGGAUUUAUUAAAAGCGGCCUUUCCAACUGAAACUUCUAGAAGCAAAUUAAUGCUGACAAGCCGUAUUCUAGAUCUUGCUGACCAUGUGAACCCGAGAUGCUUUGUUCACAAACCAAAAGUUCUUGAUGCAGAAGAAAGUUGGGCGCUACUCCGGUUGAAAGCAUUUCCAAAAGGAGAUCAUCUAAAUGAAGAAGUUGAAGCAGAGACACUUUGUCAGUUGUGGAUCGCGGAAGGGAUGGUACUAUCCAGUGACAGAAGAGGAGGAGAAACGCUGAUGCAAGUCGCUGAAUCCUAUAUGGGGGAAUUGGUCCAUAAAAGUAUGGUUCAAGCAAAAUAUGAAGACGAAGACAACAUACACUCGCAGAGGAAAAUCAAAACUUGUCAGCUUCAUGACCUAAUGAGAGAGCUAUCUAUGUCCUUAGCUGAAGGGGAAGAUUUCUUUAAAGUGGUUGAUCUAGGAAAAGUAGAAGAUACAGCAUCUUUUAAACAGACUUCCUCUUCCACGCGACAAAUAACAGUCUUUUCUGAUGCAAAAGAACAUAGAAGUGUCAAAGAUCAUCCCUUUCUUGUCAACAAAUACAAUCAAGGACGUGCCAGAUCAGUCUUAGUGUUUGCAAGUUUUAAUUUUCCGCCAAUACUAGGAUCACAUUUUACAAACUUCAGGUUACUAAGAGUUUUUGCUGUGGAAAGAUUUAAUCGUGAGAUAGAAAGUGUCUCUGGUUAGGGCUGUAAAUGAGCUGAUACGCUCGAUAACCGCUCGGUGUUCGGUUCGAAAAAAGCUCGGUUCGACCUCGGUUCGAUCCAUAAACGAGUCGAUCUUGAGCACAAUUUUAAGGUUCGUUUUAUAAACGAGCUGAACUUGAGCACAGUAGAGUUCGACUCGAGUUCGCGAACAAGUUCGAAUUAUGAGUUCGUGAACUUGGCUCGUGGAUGUGGGAGUUUUAUUAGUGGGAGUUUUAUUAAUGGAUGAUUUAUCAUGAA
This is a messenger RNA of Daucus carota subsp. sativus, 3906 nucleotides long. RefSeq names its product putative disease resistance protein At1g50180. NCBI's taxonomy places the organism in Eukaryota, Viridiplantae, Streptophyta, Magnoliopsida, Apiales, Apiaceae. The coding region runs from base 2057 to 3649 and encodes 530 amino acids. The record is from RefSeq and is a predicted model, not a curated record. Gene Ontology annotation, molecular function: ADP binding. The transcript is spliced from 2 exons. Gene Ontology annotation, biological process: defense response to other organism.